UCACGUCACAUCGCUUCCACCAUGUUGUAGGAAAUCCGCCGCUGGCUGCUCCUUCAGUCCUCACUCGCUGUCAGAUUAGAGUUUAAUCCGAGGAGGACGACAAAUUGUCAAGACGCUUCCUGCAUCUCGGAAGGACUUGCACCUUUUAUGUGCACGGAAGAAAGGCGAAUCUAGCAGCUGCGCUUACUUACAUUAUUUUUGAUUUUUUUUCCUUAAGAAAAAAACAUGUAUAUAUAAAUAGACAUAUAUAUUUUUUCUUUUUUGCCUGUGCAAUCAACGAGUGCUACAUUCAAGAUGAGCCUCCGGUCUGCUGUUUCUGUUUAUUCCUGCUCCUCGAAUUGCCAAUACGUGAAGAUGUUAGCUUGCUAAUUAGCUGAAAAAGAGUAACUAAAUCGGAUUAGCGGUGUAUGGCAGCCUACCUCCGGGUAAUAUCCAAGUAUUGUUUGCAAUACUUGAUUUAUUAUUUUUUUCACAGUAGCACUUUUUAGUGUUCGUUUUUAUUUAAUUUUCAAACAUUUUAAUAUUUCGUUUAAAUUGUAUUAUUUCUGUUUUAAUUUUUUAUUGUUAGCAUAACUGUUGGCAUAAGCUAGCUUGAUAAAUUUCAAGAACUGGAUCUGCUUUGCUAGCUUUUUUUUGCGUCUUAAUUAAAAAGCAAGAAAAGGGCAAACACAAAAGGAGUUCAUCUGACCUUAACCGAAAGACAAGACGGAGGUGUCCGCCAGACUUGUGAACGAACUGGACUGAAAACCAAACAAGAUCUGAGUUUGAAGCAACGAUGUCUGGGAAAGAUAAAGACAAAGACAAGGAGAAGCAGUCCACCACAGAACGACUGAUAAAAACCGUGCCAUACCCCCCACAACACAAGCUCACGAUAAAAGAACUAUUUGAAGAUGGCAAGCCCAACCCUGAGAUGCUCCGCAAUCAUCUGGUCAAAGAAGGGCGGGUGGACGAGGACGUAGCUCUGAAAAUCAUCAAUGACGGGGCCAACAUUCUGCGGCAGGAGAAGUGCAUGCUAGAAGUAGAAGCCCCUAUAACAGUAUGUGGUGAUGUCCAUGGACAAUUCUUUGACCUUAUGAAGCUGUUUGAAGUUGGGGGAUCACCCAGCAACACGCGGUAUCUUUUUCUCGGCGACUACGUAGAUCGAGGAUACUUCAGUAUUGAGUGUGUCCUCUACCUGUGGUCUCUCAAGAUUAACCACCCCACAACUCUGUUCCUUCUGCGUGGGAACCAUGAGUGCCGACAUCUCACAGAGUACUUCACCUUCAAGCAGGAAUGUAAAAUAAAAUACUCUGAGCGGGUGUAUGAUGCCUGUAUGGAAGCCUUUGACUGCCUGCCCCUUGCUGCCCUGCUUAACCAACAGUUCCUAUGUGUACACGGGGGACUCUCUCCUGAAAUCAACUGCUUAGAUGACAUAAGGAAAUUAGACAGGUUUAAGGAGCCGCCUGCAUUUGGGCCUAUGUGUGACCUCAUCUGGGCUGACCCCGGCGAGGACUACGGCAGUGAGAAGACUUCUGAACACUUCAACCAUAACUCCGUCAGAGGCUGCUCCUACUUUUUCAGUUAUGCUGCAGUCUGUGACUUUUUGGUAAAUAAUAACUUGCUAUCAGUAAUAAGAGCUCAUGAAGCUCAAGAUGCAGGGUAUCGGAUGUAUAGAAAGAGUCAGACCACCGGCUUUCCAUCACUUAUCACAAUCUUUUCAGCUCCAAAUUAUCUAGACGUCUACAACAACAAAGCUGCCGUAUUAAAAUAUGAAAACAACGUGAUGAACAUCCGGCAGUUCAACUGCUCCCCUCACCCGUACUGGUUACCCAACUUCAUGGAUGUGUUCACGUGGUCUUUGCCUUUCGUUGGAGAAAAAGUGACAGAAAUGCUGGUGAAUGUUCUGAACAUUUGUUCUGAUGACGAGCUCAUGUCAGAAGGAGACGACCUUUAUGAAGGAGGCACAUCAGCAAUGCGGAAGGAGGUCAUCCGCAACAAGAUCCGAGCUGUUGGGAAGAUGGCCCGGGUCUUCUCUGUCCUGAGGGAGGAAAGCGAAAGUGUGUUGACGCUGAAAGGCCUGACCCCAACGGGAACCCUUCCAGUGGGAGUGCUGUCAGGGGGGAAGCAGACUUUGCAGAGUGCCACAAUUGAGGCAGCUAAAGCAAAAGCUAUUCAAGGCUUUUCUCCCACGAGGAAAAUACGCAACUUCGAGGAGGCGCGGGGUCUGGACAGGAUAAACGAGAGGAUGCCGCCGCGCAAAGAUGGCCAGCAGCCCGACGGCACAACAAUCAACACAAACGCCCCCAGCAAGAACGGCACUGACGGAUAAACAAAAGGCCGCACCUCCCUCACAUCCUGACUCAUCCCCUCGCCACGCCCGUCCUGAACCCCCCAAGCCCAUCCGUUUCCUCCGCUGAAACUGUCCGUCCAUCUUCUGUCAGCUCACAAUUGGGCGGAGCAGCGACUCCGGCGGAUAAAUGAAAUAGAAGGAGCCCCAGAGCGGGGAUGCUACGUCCAGCUGUGUGAAACUACGACUUACUGAAUGAUGAACCUGUCUGUGGAACAUCCAGUCUUAUUUAUUACCAUUAUGUACAAUAGAUAUCAUGUUUAAUAGCUAUAAAUCAAUGAUUGAAAAUAUGUCAAAGCAUAAAAAUGUAUACUGAGGUUCUGUUUCGGAAAAGAUUUUAAAACUUGAUGCAGAAAGUGCAGUAGCUCUUGGUAUUAAGGGGAUUUAGUCACUUUAAGUUUAUUUCUAAAUUUUCCUUAAAGUGAUUUAAAGGAAAAGAUACUGAACAGUAUCAUUCUGAGGUUGUUUUUUUUUUUUGCUAAGGCCUUUGAGGAUCUAGGUGCAGUGCAGUGUUUCUAUAAUGUAUGUCAAAACAGGGAAAUUGAAGACCGUGAGGAACGUAAAGUUUAAUACAUUUCUGAUCAUUAUUACAAUGAACAUUUUAUAUCUAAAACUGCAAUUUAAAGAAAGGCUGAGGUCUUAUAUGUUUGUUAUCAAAAGUAUUGUGUUCUCUUCCAGUAGAACUGUAUUUUGUAUGUGUGGCUAACACAGUUUAAGUGAAGGGUUAAGACUUUGUGUGCAAUUCCAGUUUGUGUUGCUGGCUCUCCUCUGCAGAGGAUGACUUGUGCUCACCUGACGGCAGCUAGCAUGUUCUCCAAGCUCCAAACCAAAAGAAGAAAAGGAACCAACAAGGGAUUAGCGUACAAAUACAGUGUAUGAUAGUGUCACUUUUGGUGUCGUCCCAGCUGGAAGCGCUUCCUCUUCUGUUCCAGGACAGCCAAAUUAAGGGAUUUUAAGGCACAAAAAGUUAAAAAAAAGAAAAAGUCUCAAAGCAAGGAGCUGCUGGCCAGUCUGUCUGAUGCUCAUUCUCCUUCAGAAACCUUUCUGUAAUCACCCAAACAGGAUAUUUUUUCAAACACUACAAAUACGGUGUGCGCUUUCAGGGCCUUCUCCGAUGAUCUGUAUCACAUUCAGAACUUUGGACUGAGGAGUGUACGUGGAACAAGCGAGACGUUUGACUGAAGAGCUGUCGCUUUGCUGAUGCUGAACCCGGACACAAUGGACUGAGUCACGCCGCUCAGCAGGGACGAUGCUAUUAAAGGUACCCGCUUCCACACUCGCAGCUGUCUGCUCAGGCCUUCCUGUGCCGCUCUCUUCACGCUUUUCUGACUCAUCAACUCCGGAUCACAGAAGGAUGCUGGACUUGAAAUGCGGAGACCACUGAUGAGAGCAUGUCGCUUGGUCUUCUCCAAACACAUUUAUUCUUUUUUCACUUCCAACCCUUUAAGGCUUCAUUUAAGUCAGACAAAACUAACUUGGCUGGUGCUCUGACACACCGACUCAGAUUUUCUUUUUUUUUUGUCAUCAAAGGAGGAGGAUAUAAGCUUUAGGAUGUGGUACUUUCUUGUAAAGUUUUUUUUUUUUUGAGAACAUGAUGGUGAACAAAGUGACACCCGGAGACUUUUGGUCAGCUCCAGUAAUCUUAAAGUUCCUCAAUUCCCGGUUUUCGUUGUUUUGUUGGAUAGAUUUCUGGUUGAGCUCUCUAAAUAUUGAAUGUUUGGGUUUACAUUCAUAACUGUGAUGUUGGAAUUGUUUUAAACCGUAAGGCUUUAUUGGAUGAACCGUACAGUAUGCUGACUUCCUGUCAGUUCUUUACACAUAUCUUGCAGAAUGUAAAAAAAAAGGAAAAAAAUACAGAAAAUUGUUCUUUUAAAAUCUUACAAUAGCUGUAAUAAAGGAUAAAAAGCUGUUCUGUAUUUGUCAUGCGAGGCCAUAUGAUCUUUAACGUAGAUGUAUCACUUGAAAUAGAAUAAAACCUAAAUGCAG
Molecule: messenger RNA, 4312 nt
Organism: Oryzias melastigma (Indian medaka)
Lineage: Eukaryota; Metazoa; Chordata; Actinopteri; Beloniformes; Adrianichthyidae
Gene: ppp3cca
Product: protein phosphatase 3, catalytic subunit, gamma isozyme, a
Exons: 14
Coding region: 776-2308 (510 amino acids)
Biological process (GO): calcineurin-mediated signaling
Cellular component (GO): calcineurin complex; cytoplasm
Molecular function (GO): calmodulin-dependent protein phosphatase activity; calmodulin binding
Source: RefSeq, a predicted model, not a curated record